GUGCUGCACAAUGGACCUCGCUCCCGACUUCCAUGUCCUCUCCUCGACCCGCUAUGAUCCUUCCCUCCUCAGCCUCCCCUGGAAUACCGCCGCUAACGACGGGGAGCCCUCGCCGUUUCUGCUACUAAGGUCUCACUCGGAUCGCCUCAACUACGCGGCUCAGGUGCAUGGUUGGAUAGUCUCUCUAGCCUACAGUGACUUGGUCAGCGCGUGCGAGGAUGCAGUACGAAAGGCUCUCAGUGAAUCCUCUCAUGGAAACCUGUCGCUCAAGCUUAGGAUUUUGCUCAGCCGCAAUGGCACUGUCACAGCUUCGGCCGCUCCGGCAGGUCGUCCACUUCCCAAUGGGGAUCCGAGCUUGCUAUCAGCUUUCAAGUCCUUCCCAGAACACUUUCUGUCCUCACCCACGUAUAGCAAAUUGCUUCAGCCCCCGUUUUUGAGUGUCAUCCUUGACACCGCGCCCACCUCGCCAUCUCUUUUCACGCACACGAAGACCACCCACCGGCCCAUGUACAACGCUGCUCGUGAUCGUGCAGGCCUUCCGCCGCUACCAACAGACGUCUAUGCGGACGUUUUGUUGUAUACUCCGACUGGUGAGAUAAUGGAGACCUCCAUACGGAACAUCGCAUUUCUUCGCCGGUCCCCGCCUCAGUGGAUCACCCCGCGAGCGGAGGUCGGUUGUCUGCCUGGAGUCAUGCGAAGAUGGUUGCUUGACCAAGGCAAGAUUGUGGAGGCAGCGGAGAGUGAACUCAGGCAUGACGGCAUCGUAAAUGGAGAAUUUGUCAUGACGUUCAACGGUGUGGAAGGUUGUCGGUUUGGGAGGAUCAGUCACUCUAUGGCUGCUUCAGCAGCGAUGGAUGCGAGUGAAGUUGGGCCGCAUAGGUGAGUAGUAGGUGCGUCCAUUCAAUCGCUAAACACGAUUUCUCAUGCUGCUCAUGCUUCAGUCAGAGUCCAUCUCGCCCUCGGAUGUUAUUUCAGCUCGAGUACACUCGCUAGGCUCAGCAGAUGUCGGUUCGGGAAGCUGUGCUGUGUACUGCGGUACCCAAUCGACAUACGACUCGCGGCCGCACUCACGAGAGGAUACGUUAUUGCUUAUCUGUUGUAUGUUGCGUGAAUAGAGUGUAGCGCGAUGACUGUACCUUUAGCCCGAAUUUAUGAAAUGAAGUUUCCAUUGCG
Messenger RNA from Rhodofomes roseus, 1173 nucleotides. RefSeq names its product aminotransferase class IV-domain-containing protein. Bases 11 to 883 code for a protein of 290 amino acids. The transcript is spliced from 2 exons. The record is from RefSeq and is a predicted model, not a curated record. Lineage: Eukaryota; Fungi; Basidiomycota; Agaricomycetes; Polyporales; Fomitopsidaceae. Gene Ontology annotation, molecular function: catalytic activity.